CUGACAAAGAGAAAUGCAUUAGGUAUUCUCCAAGCACAUGGAUAUGGAUGAGUAACUAUUACAGAUGGAUUUUGGGCUGUCACAAUGGCAUUUGUGUCUCAACACCUGGAGAGCCGCAGGUUGCAGAUUACUGACUGUUAACCAUCAUGUUAAUGAGAGCUAAACAAAUAGUUGUUCCUAUCGCCUCCCUUCUGCUCUUGGUUGGUUGUAAAACGAAAAGUUUCUCGCACUUUACUGACAUCUCAGAAAUCACGAGUUGCUGUGGCUGAGGGAGAUGUAGACAGGGAGGACUCAGCUCACAGUCAACACUCUGUGAGGAUGCGCUGAACCAGGGACUGUCCUAUGCUCAUUCAUCAAACAUCUCAGCAUGGAGGGGCUCUCCUGGGCAGUAGCGAAACUUGUGACUCUAGCAGUAGCCUUCUUCUCCCCCACACUGGCAGUGGUGGAUACUGAUGACGUACUCACCAGAGAUGAACAGAUAUUCCUGUUGUCACAAGCAAUGCGUCGCUGUCAGACUGAGAUCAUAGCUCACAAGUCCAAAUUGAAACAGCAGCCUUCAAAUGGAUCCAUUUGCCCUCCACAGUGGGAUGGGAUAGUAUGCUGGCCACAGGGAUCACACAACCAGUUAGUAUCUGUUCCAUGUCCAGAAUACAUCUACGAUUUUAAUCACCAAGGAUUUGCUCAUCGGAGAUGUGGAUCUUUGAGCAUGUGGCUUCAAGUGCCAGGUGCCAACAGGACCUGGGCCAAUUACAGUGAAUGUGUCACCUUUGUGAGCCCAAGUGAAAGAGUCCAGAAGAAGGAGGUUUUCAAACGGCUGUGGCUCAUUUACACUGUAGGAUACUCAAUUUCUUUGGCAACGCUCCUUAUUGCUCUCUGCAUCCUAUGUUACUUCAAGCGGCUACACUGUACACGAAAUUACAUCCAUAUUCACCUCUUCACAUCCUUCAUUUGCCGAGCGGGAAGCAUAUUUCUUAAAGAUGCUGUACUGUAUUCAAGAGAGGAUGAAGGAAUACCAGGCGAUGAAGCGGGAGAGAUUGCUACUUCAAGAGUAACAGAGUUCCAAUGGGCUGGAUGUAAAGUGGUGGUCACCUUGUUCCUUUAUUUCCUGGCCACUAAUCACUACUGGAUUCUGGUAGAAGGCCUUUAUCUGCACAGUCUCAUCUUCAUGGCAUAUCUGUCUGAUCGUAGCUACUUCUGGGCACUGACCAUCAUUGGUUGGGGACUUCCAGCAGUGUUUGUAUCUGUGUGGGCAAGUGUACGGGUUUCUCUAGCAGAUACACAGUGCUGGGACCUCAGUGCUGGUCAUAUGAAGUGGAUAUACCAGACACCAAUUCUGGCAGCCACACUGGUCAAUUUCAUCUUGUUUCUGAACAUCGUGAGAGUUCUGGCCUCUAAACUGUGGGAAACCAACACAGGAAAACUAGACCCCCGACAGCAAUAUGGGAAGCUCCUUAAGUCAACGUUAGUCCUGAUGCCCCUGUUUGGCGUGCAUUAUGUUGUCUUCAUGGCAAUUCCAUACACAGAGAUGACUGGGCUGCUGUGGCAAAUACAAAUGCAUUAUGAGAUGUUUUUCAACUCCUCUCAGGGAUUCUUUGUGGCGAUCAUCUACUGUUUCUGCAAUGGGGAGGUACAAGCAGAAGUGCGGAAGUUCUGGCUUCGACGGAGCUUAUCUCAUGAUCUGAAACAGAAAUCUCGUAUGACCAGUACCGGUGGUAGCUGUCACUAUGGAGGGGUUUUGUCCCAUACCACAAACAGCGUCUGUUUAAGUAUGGUAGCCAGGAGCAAGCAUCUGACAGCACCAGUGCAGUCUACUUCCUACCUCCCAGGAUACUUCUCAAGUAUCUCACCCUCGGAUAGCAACGUACUGCAAGGGGGAACUGAACAGACUUGUGGACUCUCAUUGAUACACACCCAAUAAUCUCAUUGUGGCUAUAACAAGUAAAAGCGAUCUUUUCUUUAGCACUUAUAGUUUCAUCUCAAAGCUGAUCUUGUAGGAAGCAAGGAGAACUUAUCAAUCCUAUUAUGCUGGAUGAGGCUUCUGGCAUAUCUCAAAUUCCGUCUUUAAGGUCUGC
Molecule: messenger RNA, 2072 nt
Organism: Bufo bufo (common toad)
Lineage: Eukaryota; Metazoa; Chordata; Amphibia; Anura; Bufonidae
Product: parathyroid hormone/parathyroid hormone-related peptide receptor-like
Exons: 13
Coding region: 368-1918 (516 amino acids)
Biological process (GO): adenylate cyclase-modulating G protein-coupled receptor signaling pathway; cell surface receptor signaling pathway
Cellular component (GO): plasma membrane
Molecular function (GO): G protein-coupled peptide receptor activity; parathyroid hormone receptor activity; peptide hormone binding
Source: RefSeq, a predicted model, not a curated record